AUGACGUUCAGUUCGCGUUCGACUGUUGAGAACACAGUGGAAUGUUUAGGAUGCAAAGCUGCAGUUGAGGCGUUCAGAUUCAUUUAUGGAAGAAAUGCAACGCGAGAUGCACUCAUUGAUAUCGCAUCAUACGUAUGUGAGCACUUUGUUAAAAAGGAAACAGUUGUAUGCUAUGGAAUGGCUGCACAAUUCAGGGAAGAAAUUUUGUUUGUGAUCGAUAAGUUAAUUUUACAACCGGAUCGGCUUUGUGGUUUCUUUUUGGAAGGUUGCGGCAAUCCGUUCGAUCCUUUCUCACAGUGGAAUAUAACAAUACCGCUGAAACCGAAUGGUACUAACUACCCGAUCUAUCCAUCGCUUAAAAAAGACAAUUUGCGUAUAUUACAAAUUUCUGAUCUUCACAUUGAUCUCAAUUAUACUCCGGGUGCCGUUGCCAACUGUAACAAGCCAUUAUGUUGUCAAUCGGAUUCCAUUACAAAUGGAUCGAAAAAGAAUGAGGCUGGUUACUGGGGAACUCAAGCGAGCUGCGAUGUGCCAUACUGGACCAUCCGUCAUAUGCUUCAACAUUUAAAUGAAACACAAAAAUUCGAUUACAUCAUGCUUUCUGGAGAUUAUAUGUCACAUCUGGAUUGGGCUUACACGAAAAAAGAUCACUUAGAUAUACUUAUCAAUUUAACCGCAACUCUUGAUGAAUAUUUUCCGGAGACUCCAAUUUACUGGACACUUGGAAAUCACGAAGGUGUUCCUGUGAACAGUUUCGCACCUCACUUCAUACCCGAGAGGUUUCAACCUCAGUGGCUAUACAACCAGCUUCAAAAAUCACAACGACGUUGGGUGGAUAAAACAGCGCUAAAGAGUAUCAGUUACAGAGGUUCAUUCACCGUUCAACUCUUUGAUGGACUACGACUUAUUUCGCUGAAUACCGCAAAUACGUCAGCGAUGACAGGGUACGGUGGGCUUUUACCAGUAAACAUGCUCAAUUUUACAUUCGUUGAAAGUUAUCGAAGUUUACUUCUUAGUUGGUUGUACAUAAACGAAACAGAUCCAGAUGGUACACUGUCAUGGUUGGUAAAUGAACUGAUUCGAGCUGAGAAUGAUGGGCAAUACGUUCAUAUUCUAUCACAUAUUCCUCCUGGAAAUAGUGAAUGUCUGGAAGGAUGGGCAAGAAAUUAUUAUUUGAUUGUCAACAGGUUUGCUGAGACAAUUAAAGCACAAUUCUUCGGCCAUAUUCAUAUUGAUAGUUUCACCGUUUUCUUCGAAGAUUUAAACGAUGAUGCAACAUUACCAACAAAUGUGCUAUUUGCAUCACCAAGUGUAACAACAUUCAGUGGUUUGAAUCCGGCGUUUCGUAUCUACGAAGUUGAAGCUGGAAUGCAAUAUCGCGUUGUUGACUACAGCACCUACUUCCUUAACUUAUCAAAAACAUCUGCAAAGCGUGACCCGGAAUGGGAACUUCUUUAUACCGCAAAGACUGAAUACAAUUUGGUCGAUUUAAGCCCGUCGAGUUGGAAUCGACUGAUUAGCAGGAUAGAUUUGGAGCCGUCAAUAUUCAAUAAGUUCCUCAAGAACAGCGUUCGUCGUGACGAUUACACAUGCGAAGGAAAGUGCCGUCAUGAAUUAUUAUGUGCACUGCGCAGUGGACAUCACAAUGAAACGUCGUUAUGUUCUCACAUUGGUCAACAAUACUUCAAAUUCAAUGCCUAUCAACUUAACGAUAAAAGAUCGCUGAACGCUGAACAGAUCACGUCAAGACGUCAUUUUGCGAAAUGCUUUCGUAGUCGUGCUCUUCGCAGACUGUUCACUAUUCCAGCUUUUAGCCAGUGA
Anisakis simplex (herring worm) is the source of this 1821-nucleotide messenger RNA. The record is from the annotation of a GenBank genome assembly. NCBI's taxonomy places the organism in Eukaryota, Metazoa, Nematoda, Chromadorea, Rhabditida, Anisakidae.